CAGCAUCUGGGUUCCUCACUGGGAAUAAUCACCUCGUAAUUUCAAUGCACCGCUAGACAAUUCCUUUCGUUUUGGGUGCGGGGCUCCUUGCCUGUUUAUCCGAUGUGACCUAUUACUGCAAGACCGAAGGCACUUGGAAAAGAGCCCAACCACCAUCAGACCAGAUCACGCAUCGGAAACUAAGGGAAAGGGCCGCUGACCAAGGAAUCCGGACUGUCAUUGCAACCUCUUUGUCUGUUGUAGGACUCGCCCCACCAUGUCUGACUAUAAAGAAUCCACCGACCAGGGGACGACGAAUGGCUUCUUACCGCAUCAAGGCGGAGCUCAUCACGACGUCCCGUCAAUCAUACCUGCCCCUGGAGCGCUACAUAAUAUAGGAUUUGGAACCUCUGCUCGUCGAAAUUCUCCCAGUCGAUUGAUUAUAAGUGAACAUUCCAGAGCCUCUAGCAGGUCCGAUAGAGGCUCUUUUUCGUCCGUCAAGGAAGACUUAGUCGGUGGACCUCAGGCCUUCUUAGAUUCCAGAAGUUUGAAGAGCUCUACUAUUCCCAGGGACGCGAUCGCAUCCAAUUCCCCAAUUGACUCUCCUGCCGUGAUGCCCGUUCAAGUUCCCCAUGGCCCAGAGUUUUGUUGCCCUUGCGGCAGCUUCAGGGGCUGGAAACAGAUUAGACUCGGAGGGAGGAAACUGAGCAAGAGCUAUAGUGAUUUGCGCGCCUUCGGCGGUGAUGGAUGGUAUGAUUGGGGGUGGGAGGAAGAGAAAACUCCUGCUCCAAGGCCAUCUGAAGAGCCGUCCCUGACAACUCACUCAGGUCAAUCAUUUUUGGAAAGAUUGCCCACAGAAAUCCUCGACCUUAUUAUAUCUUAUUUAGUAGUCGAUCUCCCGCCUAAUGGAUAUGCACCUCGAAAUAUGGAUCUCAUGUCAUGCCUUCUCACCUCACGAACGCUACAUGCGACUACAAUCUCAAUCCUUUACCGGCAAAUCACCAUACCACAGUCACCAGUCUUCUCGAAAUUCUUGUCGCAGCUCUCGCAGUAUCCUGCUCUGGGCACGGUAGUCCGACGGCUUGAUCUUUCUCACUUCACUUCAGUUGGACUAGGACGCACCCGGCGAAUGAAUGCAGAGAUCCAGAAUCUCACGGGCACCACGUUACGAAAGUGCCUUGAUCUCAUGCCACAACUUCGAGAAUUUCUUGCACAAGAACACAUUGAAGAUGAUUUAGACGAGAAAGUGCUGUGGAAAAUAUUCUGUGAGUUGCCGCAUCUUCAAGCGGUUGAUCUCUCAGGAUGUUCUUCGGUGGCAUUCCGUUCUUCCAUUGAUGCGGUCCUCAGCCCCGACAACCCGCAUCUACCGUAUAAUCUUGUGUUGAAGCGCCUCUGCUUGCACGAAUGUAGCACCAUAUCCGAUACAACGCUGGAGCAUCUCCUCUCCCGCCUUCCCCGCCUGACGCAUCUCGAUCUGGCUCAUACCCAAGUCACGAACCGUGCCUUACAUUACCUUCCGCAUACCGCGAAUCUGACGCAUCUAAAUCUUAGCAAGUGCACACAUCUGACGGGAGGAGGAGUAGUCAGCUUUCUGACGACACAUCCCGCUGUCAACGAAAGCCUUGUUUACUUGAACCUUUUUUGCGACAUUUCUCGAUAUCGGCUGCUCAACCAAGAAGACGUCGAAGGAUUGUUGCCAAAGCUCCCGACCUCACUGCGGUCAUUGAAUUUGAGCGGUGCAAAGAUUAUCGGCGAACAUGUUUCUCUGCUACUUCCUCUAACCAAGCACCUCGAAGAGCUGAGCUUAGGGUACGCAGACCUUAGCGUCAAGGAAGUAAACUCACUCUUCAUCCCUCCGUCAGAACAACCGGACGGGAUCACGGUCGCGAAGGAGGAAUGGCAGCCAUCGAGUCUUCGCUACCUCGACCUCACUGGAGUCGCAUCGAUCACUCUUGGGACCCUCUUCACCCAUUCGUCUGUUCUGCUGCUCCCGACAACGCAACCUUUGGAAGUGAUUGAGUUUGGAGAGAAGAUGAUAAACACACUUCAGGAGCGCCCUUCGACCAAUGAGCGCCUUGGUUGGGCAGUGCGAGAACUCGGGCGUCGAGGCUGGUACGUUCGAAAACGGAAGCCGGGAAUCGAUGGGGCCAGCCCUGACAAUGGGCGACGGCCAUGGAAGAUGGGUGCGCAAUGGUGGGGGAUGCGCAAAGUCCCCGUGGCUUGGAGCGAAGUCGGUGGUCUCUAUGGACAUUACAUGUUUAAAAAAUAGGACUUGGUUCUUUCUGUGUAUGUGCGCCAGGACUUGGGUUUGUGGCGUUUAGGUCAUUGAUUGUUUUUGGAUAACCCAUAUUCAAAAUGGCGACUCAUCUGGAAAAGCAUUAUGGCAUCUUUAAGUUUGUUGUUCCUUUGCACAAAAGGAAAAAGGCUCAUAUUCAACUCAUACAUGUACAUAUAAUUUGUAUAUUUCCGUUAUGCAAUGGUCGUGCAGAGUGACGUACCUGCAGACCUUGUUGCUAUCACGGAUGAAACUUUUCUCUUGGAACGGUCUAGAGGGCCUGGUACGAAGUGGAAAAUAUAAGCUUCGUCCAUGCGUGACAAUUUGGUUCCGUUAUAUGAAAAUAUAUACGAGUC
Molecule: messenger RNA, 2610 nt
Organism: Xylona heveae TC161
Lineage: Eukaryota; Fungi; Ascomycota; Xylonomycetes; Xylonales; Xylonaceae
Product: RNI-like protein
Exons: 3
Coding region: 257-2248 (663 amino acids)
Biological process (GO): SCF-dependent proteasomal ubiquitin-dependent protein catabolic process
Cellular component (GO): SCF ubiquitin ligase complex
Molecular function (GO): protein binding
Source: RefSeq, a predicted model, not a curated record